GAAAUUGUGACUAUUUCAAGCCAAUUGAGAGUAUGUUCGAGGAUUUUCUUUCAGCAAAAUAUCCAGGACUUCCCGAGAAGGAACUCUCCGCCAAAAGAGCAGACGAAUAUCAUUUAUGGGUUAAAGAAUAUGUUACUUACUGGAACGCCACAAAUCCAUUUCCUACUUGGGUUCAAGAGAUAGUGCAUGGACCUUUGAACAAGGUCAAAACAUGGCCAAUGUAUUUUACAAGAGGCUAUUUGUUUCAUACAGAGAAUCACGGCGCUGGACGUAACACAUGUAACUAUGGGGUAUGUGCUAAGGGUGAAAAUUACACGGAUGAAUCUGAUGCAGCGGAUUUCUACGGAACCAUAACUGAUAUCAUAGAGCUUCAAUAUGAGGGGAUGGUUAAUUUGAGAAUCACUCUUUUUAAGUGCAAGUGGUAUGACCCUGUUAUCGGUAGAGGCACUCGGAUCAGCAAUGGUGGUGUCGUAGACGUACUUUCAACAAGAAAGUACAAUAAAUACGAACCAUUUAUUCUAGCCUCUCAAGCAGAACAAGUGUGUUAUAUUCCGUAUCCAUACGUUAAAAAACCGAAGCAAAUAUGGUUCAAUGUUCUAAAGGUGAAUCCGAGGGGAAACAUUUCUGGAGAAUAUGUCAACAGUUCAGAGACAACUCUUUUGCAAACCGAAAAUGAUGAUGCUGUAUUGAUGACUACAAUUGAAGAUAUUGUACUUGACAAUUUGGAAGAGGAAGUUAACCCAAUAAAUCUAGAUUACGGCGUUGAGGAUGUGGAACCUGAAGAUGAAUUCUUGUGUAAUUUAUCAUCUUCGGAUGAUGAAGAACCAGAUGAUGAAGAAUCCUCCUAAUUAUGUCUAUGUCAAAUUUGUGG
Messenger RNA from Camelina sativa (false flax), 871 nucleotides. The record is from RefSeq and is a predicted model, not a curated record. Lineage: Eukaryota; Viridiplantae; Streptophyta; Magnoliopsida; Brassicales; Brassicaceae.